Molecule: messenger RNA, 5152 nt
Organism: Hydractinia symbiolongicarpus
Lineage: Eukaryota; Metazoa; Cnidaria; Hydrozoa; Anthoathecata; Hydractiniidae
Exons: 2
Coding region: 2492-5152 (886 amino acids)
Source: RefSeq, a predicted model, not a curated record
CGAUUUAUGAAGUCUUGUGAAAGGUCAUUUCCAAGGACCAAUUUCUUUCAGAAAAAAUGUGGCAGCCACAAACCACUGGUUUUAAUUGAUAAAACAGGCUAUCAGCUUUCAGGAAAAACAUGUCUUAAAGCAUGACUUUGCGUUGAAAGGCAAAUAUCUUCAUUUUUCACCAACAUAUAAAAUUUAUGAUCAACACAUUGCUAUUCUUUCUGUCUCCUCCCAACAAAAGUGAAAGUGAUCGGGUAGUCGAAUCUAGAGUUUUUGUAUAGUCCAAGGCCUGCUCUACUAAAAUAAAAUCUUCUUAAGAGAUGAUUUCUACCGCAGAGGCUCAAAAAACAUAUGUUUUUAAGGGAAAUUUGAAGCACGUGCAAUGGUGGCCAUUAUGAAUCGCUUGCGGCAGAAAAUUUGAUAACAAAUAAUGGCGCAUGCGCACACUUUUUUUCCUGCCGUUAAUGACCGUGCUGUCAUUGCGUAGAGACAAAAAUUUGUGAUGCUUAUCCAGAGCCUGACGGGGUAUACACAGGAUAUAUGGAAGGGCGUGAAGUUUCUAAAAAUGAGUUAACAUAGGUUUUCCAUGAUGCCGAAAAUGUAUUUUAACUUAAUUAAAAAAAUAAAAAAAAUAAAAAUGUACAAAUUACAUAAAAUAAAAAGUAAAACAAAAUUAUGUCAUUCAUGAGUAUUUAAUUGAGUUUUCAAAAAUAUCCUCUCUACAGGGCCUUUUGGCAGGGGUAAUGAAGGCUCGUUUUUUUUCCCGGACGGCAAUUACAGGUGCCUAUCACCUACCAACUAUAUUUACCCAUAAAAUCACGUGACUUAGUCUUCUUUAGCAACAAGACAGUACAUUUUUUCCCUUUCCUUUUCACCUCGCUAAUAAUCUUUCGUGGUUUGUUAUCAAUCACUAACCAAAUCUGUUAAGCAUGGUCAACAAACAAAUCGAGAAAGAAUUAUUUAGAGGUAACCCUUUCGUUAUAAACAGACCCUUCGUAAUGACUGACCGCUUACGCCAGGUCGGGUUGUUUUGAUUCUAUCACGGAUCAAUUUCACUACCCGAGCAGAAAGCGGUAUAAGAAACAAGGCCUGUGCGUCUGAUGAAGUAGCCCUUGUUUCUUAGGUCAUCCCUUUACCCACACAACAUCCUUUCUUAAUACGAAACUUCGAAUCCUCCACUGGAGAGUAGGGACAUCCAAUCAAAAAACAUGUUUACAAUAUGAAAAAGAAAAUAUUUUUAAAGCUAAUUAGAAUUGUGAUAGCGGAACAACUUCUUAAUAAUUAAUUUCAUAUAGAAAUCUCGCUUCGUCGUUUUCAUGCUGCAAGACGGUGUGGUUUUGGCUCUUGUGACGUCAGGAGGUAUCCUGAUGUUUUUUUCAAGAUUUUGAAGCGCGUUUUUAAUGCUGCAAUAAUGGCGGUCGAAGCACAAGGUGAAUUAACGGAAAGGCAGUCAUUGCCCCAUUUUUUAAAUAAUCUCUCAGAUGAAGAUAUCGUUACACUCCGUUGUAAGUUUAAUAUCAGAACACCAAAUAUGGAAUCAAGGGUUCAAAGUCAUAGGCUUAAACAUCAAAACAAACCCCACGUGCGCGCGGGAAAAUCAUAUCAUCAAGGAAAUUGAGUUAGUACAUAUUUGAAGCUAGUCCAUUUUUUGAAAUAUUAAAAAUUAUAUAUAAAACGUUUAUUUACUUUGUGCUGGGUGCUUGUUCUCGGCUAAACUAUUUGUUGUAGAUAGUUUGUGGAAGAAUUAGUUAUGGAAAUAGAAAAAACAGGUGAGAAAAACUGUAUUUUCUUUAUGAAAGUUGUCUCGCCAAAUGUUUUACCUUUUUUUCAAUGAGUGUUUUCUUGUUUGUAGAAGAAUCAAGUUCGAACGUUAUCGGGGAGAAGCUUUUAUACAAAGCCAGUAUAAGGGAAACUAGCGAAGAAUUAGGUAAGGUCUCUAAAAUGUAAUUUUUUACUUCAUAGACACUGUCACAAAAUGUUUUAGUCUUUUAAAAAUAUUUUUCACAAGGUUGCUUGAAGCAAAAUAUAAACAAAGCAAAGUACUCAAUAAUCGGUGAGUGAGUAAGAUGAGUAAAGUAUCCUUAAUGUUAAAAAGUAAUCGCCAAACUGUUUCCAAUAUACAGUAUUAUACACUUUUUUUUAGUUGACAGUUCUUCGGAAUAUGAAUGCAACACAGAGCUAAAUAAAAUAUUUUCAGAUGUUGAAAAAGAAGUUUCUAGUAAGUUAUGUAUGCACUUCCCAACUACCUUUCGUAUUUGUAAUACGUCUAGAAAGUAGCGUCCUUGCGAGAAAAUAAGUAAAAAAUUCUGAGUUUUUAGGCAAGGCACGUUUUUAUUAUUUUAGAGCAAACUAAAAGAUACAAGCGCAGAAGAGAAAAGAAGCUUCAAGCACUUUAAGAUGAAGUUAUAAUUACCCAUGAUAAAAGAUCGGGUAAGUAAAAAAUACGAUAGAGAUAAAUGUUUUAAAUGAUAAAUAUUUUCCUUUUAUUCUAACCUUUUUACUCAUGUUUUCAGAUUCACCUGCCGAAAAGCAAAGUGAUGGAAUUAAUACGGAAUUCCCUGAAAAGGUCAUCACAGAAAAUGUAACCACCUUUCAAUGUGAUGAAUGCGACGCAAACUAUACACGCAAAAAUAAGUUAAAAGCGCAUAUGUUGAAGAAACAUAACACUACGUUAACUGAUCAGGGUAAGCGUUCAAAAUGUACAUUCCCUGGUUGUGAAGAGACUUUUUACCACAAAAGUAGAAUGAUAUCACACCUAAACACAUUCCAUGGUACGAAGACAAACGUUCGUAACUUGGUAUUUGAGGACGAACAGAUGUUCAUGGAAUGGAAAGAAAUAGAAGAAUUAGAUAAACACAUAUAUUUUUCAAAACACAGAGGGGAUGGCGACUCUAAAUUAACGAAAUACGCUUAUUACGUUUGCCAGCAUGACGGGGACGGAAGAUCGCAUAGAAAAGAAGGUGAACCAGCUCAAAAAACAGAGAAAAAAUUUAAACGCGGUCAGAUUAAAACAGGACGCUUUUGCCCAGCUAGAUUGACCUGUCACAUGGACAAAGUUAAUAAAGAAAUUAGAGUAGAGUAUAUCACAUCUCAUAGCCACGCAGUCAAUUUAGAAAAUACUGUUUUUCAACCCAUACCAUCAACCAUCCGCCAGGAAAUAAAGGCAAAACUGUCUAUUGGUAUACCAGUCAACGAAGUAUACAAGGAGUUACGUGACGGGAUGUGUAACCGUAAUACCAGGGAAAACAACUCAAAAAUAACGCGGGUACAUCUGGUCAGUAAGAGCAAUGUUACUGACAUAAAAAGACACAUGAAAUACGGUAGAAGGCUACACCCUGAUGACAGCACAUCAACUCACUUGUUGGUGAAAAAAUUAGAAAUGGAAAAUUACAACUGUAUUAUUGUGUAUAAGCCACAGGGACAGUCAGUUGCUAUUGGGCCAAAAAUGUACGAUGAUAUCGAUAUCAAAAAGGAUCUCUUUGCAAUCGGAAUUCAAACAAGGGAACAGCUGGAAAUGUUCAUUAAGGUUGCAAACAAAGUACAUUGUAUAGAUGGCACCCACAGCACGAACAAGUAUGAGUUCCCAUUGACAACUGUGAUCGUGCCGGAUGAAUUUAAUAAAGGUUAUCCAGUGGGUUGGUUGAUAUCCAAUCGAAAUGACGAAUUAACUCUCCGACCAUUCUUAGAAGAAAUAAAAAGCAGAUCUCCUGACGACUUCACAGUUAACUGUUUGAUGACAGACGAUAAUAAUUCCGGAUGGAACGCAUUUUCUGCUGUUUUUGGAGAAACUAAGCACCUUCUGUGUAAGUGGCACAUAACCCGGGCUUGGCGCAGGAAUCUGAAAUUAGUUCCAGAAAGCCAGCAAGAUAAAGUAAUGCAACACCUUUUGGUUAUUUUAAAUGAAAAAGAUGCUUCACAAUUUGAAAUUCUGCAAAGGGGAUUCCUCAAAAAAUGUUCUGUAAUUGCUCCUGCUUUUGCCAAGUACUUUCAGGACCGCUAUGUUCGAAGGGCCGAAAAAUUGGCGAUGUGUUACAGGCAGUUUGAACAUUGCAACACAGAUACUAAUAUGUUUGUUGAAUCGUUUCAUAACAAACUGAAAACAUUCGUUAUGGAAAGAAAACCGAAUAAAAGAAUUGACGACCUCAUCAAUUUGCUGCUAACCAUUGAAGAAGAGGACUAUUGGCGUAGAAAGAGAAGCCUGACUUAUUACGGAAAUUUAAAAAAUAUUUCUAUUGAGGACUCAAGGCAUACCAAAGGUUUAAACAUAUCAGACGCUAAAGUGGAAAAGCUGUCAGAAAGUGAAUGGACAGUACAGUCCCAAAGUCGCGAUGGAUGUCAGUACAACGUGAGGAUGCUGGAAAACAAAUGCACCGACAACGAUUGCUUGGAUAGAUGCCUGGAGCUACCAUGCUUUGGAUUGUGCGCUCAUUUAUAUUCCUGCAAUUGUCUGGACACAGAAUUGAUAUGCAAACAUAUUCAUAAAGUCCAUUCACUAGUGGUAGCAAUAUAUACAUCUGACGUCAAGACCGCUAAAGUUCCAACUGCGUUAUCAACGGAGGACGAGGAAUUCGCUUUUGUGGAACCUAUCGCAACAACUCCACAAAAAAUAGGAAGAUCUGAAAUUGAGAAAUAUGAAGAGAGCAUAGUGAAAUUAGGAGAACUCGUUCACAACCCUGUUGUUGCAUCAUUACGCUUACCCAACAUCAACAAACAACUGCAAGACAUUAUUACGCAGUGCAAAGCUGUAGCAAUGCUUUCCGCUGAUUCCGUUGACUCUAUGGCUGCUUUAACACCUAUUUACAGCGAAACAGAACGGGAAAUUAGUCCUAAUGAAAAACUCGACACACAGUUGCGUCCUGGGCGUUUUGAAAAGACCAAAAAGGUUCCACUAAAGCGAAGAAGUAAUUAUUCAUAUCCGUCUUACGAGAAAAAACAGAUUAUUGUGGAUGGCAUUAAAUCUAACACCUACAUGAAUGUACCUACAGUUGUUCCAGUACCAUUGGAAAAACAAACACCUACCGUUCAAUCAUCUAAAAACAUCAAAAAAAAUCAACCUCCAACAAAAGCAUCGGCUUGUCAACAAUUGUCGUUAAAAAUAAUUCCCCUAACCCUAAUGUCACGCCCAGGGUGUCGGGGUUUGACGAUAUGCGAAUACCAUUGCUGA